GCGGUCUUCUCACCCUCUCCGAGGACCGUAGAAAAGCCCUCUCUCGUUCCGCAAUCCAGAUUCGUCCUCCCCCUCUUUCUCUCUCUAAGCCACUUUCUCUCUCAUCGCCGCGCCGGGUCUCCGAUCCUCCCCGUCUCCUCCGAUCUGGCCCCGCCGGCGCCGCCGCCAACCAGCUCAUAUGUGUUUCGGGAUGUGCAUGGCAAUGAAGCAAACUAGAAGGCGAGCGGUGUUAAUGUGGAUGGAUAAUGAUCAUAGAGACGGAUAAUAUGCCUGCUCCGUCCUGGGAGCGCGCAGGACGACUUUAUGAAAAGAACAUUGAGUUGGAUAAUAGGCGUCGGAAGUCUGCCCAGGCACGAAUUCCAUCUGACCCAAAUGUAUGGCAACAGAUGCGUGAGAACUAUGAAGCAAUAAUUCUUGAGGAUCAUACAUUUUCGGAGAAACACAACAUCGAGCAUGCUCUAUGGCAAUUGCAUUACAAGAAAAUUGAGGAAUUGAGAGCACACUACAGUGCUGCUCAAGCAUCUGCAAAUUCAAAUGCAUCGGUCAAUGGGAAAGGACCCUCCUCUCGUCCAGAUCGAAUAACGAAAAUAAGACUGCAUUUUAAGACUUUUCUUUCCGAAGCAACUGGGUUCUAUCAUGAUUUGAUCUUGAAAAUCAGGUCAAAGUAUGGUCUCCCUCUUGGUUACUUCUCUGAGGAGGUAGACAGCAGACUUUUGUCCGAGAAAGAUGGAAAAAAAUCAGCAGAUGUAAAAAGGGUUCUGAUAUCUUGUCACCGUUGCUUGAUUUACUUGGGUGACCUUGCACGCUACAAAGGUCUGUAUGGAGAGCCUGACUCAAAAUCUCGUGAGUAUGCAGCAGCUUCAAGUUACUAUCUCCAAGCUGCAUCUCUUUGGCCGUCUAUUGGGAAUCCCCAUCAUCAGCUUGCGAUAUUAGCUUCUUAUUCUGGGGACGAUUUGCUGACUGUUUACCGAUAUUUCCGGAGUUUGGCUGUGGAUAACCCAUGUUCUACUGCAAGGGACAACUUGAUUGUUGCCUUCGAAAAGAAUCGUCAGAGUUUCUCUCUACUGCAUGGGGAUGCUAAAAGUUCUAUAAUUCGGUCUGCUGGAAAAGUGAGAGGACAGAAAGCCAAGCUUGCAUCUAAAGAUACUGUUGCUGAAGCUGCAACUUUCAAAGAAAGUAACUCCAACACCCAUGAUACGUACAACUCACUUUGCAUCCAUUUUGUCCGUCUAAAUGGAAUUCUGUUCACUCGAACAAGCUUGGAGACCUUUGCGGAAGUCCUCUCUUUGGUUGUCACUGGUUUACGUGAUCUUAUGUCAUCUGGGCCUGAAGAAGAGAUGAGUUUUGGAAAUGAUGCUGUAGAGAAUGGUCUUUUCUUUGUCAGGCUUGUGUCUAUCUUUAUAUAUACUAUUCAUAACGUGAAACGCGAGAGUGAAGGCCAGAGUUAUGCCGAAAUUGUUCAGCGUGCUGUACUGCUUCAGAAUGCAUUGACUGCGGUUUUUGAGAUCAUGGGACUAGUGAUGGAGAGAUGCGAACAAGUUCGCGAUCCUUCUUUGAGUUACCUCUUACCUGGCAUUUUGGUCUUUGUGGAAUGGUUGGCAUCUUAUCCUGAUGUUGCCAUGGGCGGCGAUGUUGAUGAGAAGCAGGCAACUGUUAGAUCAAAUUUGUGGAGUCGCUAUGUCUCUCUUAUGAAUAAGCUUUUGUCGAUCGGGUCGAUGUCCAUAGAUGACUGUGAUGAUGAAAGUUGCUUUGAUAACAUGAGCAGAUAUGAAGAAGGGGAAACUGGAAACCGGCUGGCUUUGUGUGAAGAUUUUGAAUUGAGAGGAUUUCUGCCGCUUGUUCCUGCACAAACCAUUUUGGACUUUUCAAGAAAGCAUUCUUUUGGAAGCGAAGGGAUCAAGGAAAAAAAUGCUCGUGUUAAAAGGACUCUUGCAGCUGGGAAAGUGCUUGUAGGAGGGGUUAAAAUCAAUAACGAAACAGUUUGGUAUGACUCAAAGGCUAAGAAAUUUGUCAUUGGUGUUGAGAGUCAACUGUCAGCAGAGGACAUUCGUCUUCCUGAUUCUACUGUGCCUAAGGCAAAUGACAUGUUGCUAGAAAAUGGAGCACAAACGGCUGUGAAAUCGGAAGAGUUCCUGUCGAAUUCUCAGCUAUAUGUGGAAGGGGAAGAGGAGGAUGAAGAGAUUGUUUUUAAGCCGACAGCAGCAGAGAAGCAAACAGAUACUGCUGUUCAAAAUUUGGUCUCUUCUAAGAUGUUGGAGCCGCAGAAAAAUGUCUUUGGAAGCGGUCAACCCUUUUCAGUUGCUUCAAUGUCAGCCCCUCCUGACAACUCUCUGCAUAUGACCACUUCAGAUGCUUUUUCGUGGAAUCCCAUUUCUACUGGUAAUCUACAGCCUGUCAAAUCUCAUACUUUAAAUUGGUUGACAGAAGAAACUUUGCUGUCUAAUAGCUUCAAAGAUCUAAGGAUGCUGGAGAAUGGGCAUCUGGCACAUUCUGAGAUCAAUGAGAACACCGUCAACUUUUUCCCUGCUGUUAAUUCAUUUCCGAACAGACAAUCUGCUAUUAAGAGCGACAGCUUGUUUCUAAAUCAGGCAAAUGCUCCAGAUGCUGUGGUUCCUUCAUCUAUAUAUAAUUCUCUAAUGUCUUCUGGAGUUAGUGUUGAUGCAUUGGCUCCGAAGCCAUCAUCUCCUUCUCCUGUAGGUUUGAAGAAGAAACCAGUUGCUAGGCCACUCAGACAUAUUGGCCCUCCCCCUGGUUUUAAUGCUGUUCCUAAGCAGGCCAAUGGACCCUUUUCUGGUUUAGACCUGAGCUAUCAGAACCAAAUGUUGGACAAUUAUAGCUGGUUGGAUGGGUAUCAGAUGUCUUCUGCAUUCGGGGGCAUCGGGGACAAUUCCAUCUCUUAUUCAUCUUUUGCAAACUUACCGCCCAUUAGUAGCAGUGCUGCUUCAAUUGGGACGGUCAGCUUCCCGUUUCCAGGAAAGCAAGUUCCAUCAGUCCACCAAAUGGAAAUUCAUAAAGGCUGGCAUGAUCACGAGACUGUGGAGUGUCCGAAGCAGAUGCAGCAACCUCAGCAAAUAAUUAAUGGGAACCCACAGCUUGGUCCUUUGCCAGAGCAGUACCAAGGACCAGUCUGGACAGGUCAUCAUUUUGUGUGAGAUCAAUGUGACGGCAUGUUGCGGAAUGAUAUUGGUGAGACCCUUCUGCCAUAUCAAGCUCCAGUUAGGCGGAUCUAUCAAUGCUAAGUUUGUGUUGGAGUGUGGAUGGCCUUGGCUUUUAGAUUGGAAGUUCUACUUAGCAAUUGAACAGGUAAGCCAAGCUUUGAAGCUCAGGAGGAAAUCUUGAGGAGUUCGGACAUUUUUAUAAUGCCAGGUUGUAAGCGGUUGCUUCUUCUGGUAACCGUGGUCAAGAUAUGUUGGGUACCGAGAUCAUUAAUUGUUGGGAUUAUUAUUAUAUCUGGAUGAUGGAAUGUGGAUGGCAUGCUCUCUGUUCUUCUGGGUCGUCACCAUGAUGAGUUUGGGCAUCUAGUUUUGGCAGUUUGCGACGGGGGACCCCUUUUGUUGGACCAGCUUGUCAGAAAUUUGAGAGCUCCAGUCGUGACUUUGGCACUGUCCGGCCUGUGCCGGGGGGGUAUCUGAUGAGAAUAAUCCCAUCGAGAGCUAUGUGAUGGGGUCGAGUCUGAGUGAUGGAUAGAUGAUGUGUCUGGAACCGAGUAUCUGCAUUUCCAUAUAUGCUUUAGUGGUUUGAAGAACUUGAGAUAGAAGACUUAUUGGUUUGUCUUGCCGUUGUUGGAGUCCAGGUCUUCAGCACACAAUAAAGUCCUCGUACUCUCUUCUUUAUU
Molecule: messenger RNA, 3835 nt
Organism: Syzygium oleosum
Lineage: Eukaryota; Viridiplantae; Streptophyta; Magnoliopsida; Myrtales; Myrtaceae
Product: nonsense-mediated mRNA decay factor SMG7-like
Exons: 8
Coding region: 246-3152 (968 amino acids)
Biological process (GO): nuclear-transcribed mRNA catabolic process, nonsense-mediated decay
Cellular component (GO): telomerase holoenzyme complex
Molecular function (GO): telomeric repeat DNA binding; protein binding; telomerase RNA binding
Source: RefSeq, a predicted model, not a curated record